GAGGCAGCACGUAUUUGAGAGAGACAGCGAAAUAAAAAGUCUACGUGUUUAUUGUGUACUUGCUAAACAUAAAUUAUUAUAAUUAAAAAUAUAAAUUAUUGCUUGUCAUUAAAAUUACAAAAAUGUCCAAGUCCAUAGCAAGUAUUGGAUUAAUUAUUUUUAUAACUUUGUAUCAAAUUUUCUCUGCAAAUUGUAGCGAAUAUUCUUAUGGUGUUGUUGAGAGCUGCUCAGGAUGUUCCUUGAAUCGUCUUCCUGAUGUUAAAAAAUUCAUCUUCAGUGAUGUUCCAAACUAUGAACGAGUACAAUUUAAACAUAUCCAAGGUGCAGUACCAGAACUUGUACUUUACAAUAAUAACGAAGAAGAAGUUGAACGUCUUCAAUUAUCAAGAUUAACAAGAGACGAAUGUAAUGAAUUAUUACAACAAAAAGGCUUUAAAAAAAUAACAAUAAAAGAUGAAAUAUAAAUAUUUAAAUAAAAAAAAAAAAAGAACCUUUUAAUAAUCUUAUAUUUAAUAAUUUAAUAAUUAAAAUAUUACAAUAUUAAUUACAAUUUAUAAUUAAACAAUAAUUUUUAAAUAAACAAUAAUGUAUAAAACAAA
Molecule: messenger RNA, 599 nt
Organism: Aphidius gifuensis
Lineage: Eukaryota; Metazoa; Arthropoda; Insecta; Hymenoptera; Braconidae
Product: selenoprotein M-like
Exons: 3
Coding region: 123-464 (113 amino acids)
Cellular component (GO): endoplasmic reticulum lumen
Molecular function (GO): oxidoreductase activity
Source: RefSeq, a predicted model, not a curated record